Molecule: messenger RNA, 780 nt
Organism: Danio aesculapii
Lineage: Eukaryota; Metazoa; Chordata; Actinopteri; Cypriniformes; Danionidae
Gene: nkx3-1
Product: NK3 homeobox 1
Exons: 3
Coding region: 90-647 (185 amino acids)
Biological process (GO): regulation of transcription by RNA polymerase II; cell differentiation
Cellular component (GO): nucleus
Molecular function (GO): DNA-binding transcription factor activity, RNA polymerase II-specific; RNA polymerase II cis-regulatory region sequence-specific DNA binding
Source: RefSeq, a predicted model, not a curated record
GCAGUCGAGCUGUGCAGAGUGAAAGUGACAAUUACCAACCCGGAGAAAGACGCUUUAUCCUUACCUUUAUCAGGAGUUUAGCAGCUCAGAUGGCGGCUUCAAACAAGCAGCUGACGUCGUUUUUCAUAGAGGACAUUUUAUCCUUAAAAGAGGAUAAAAAGGAUGAAGACUCCUGCAAUGCUGAGAGUGACAGAGACGACGGCACUGACAGACAAACAGAUUCAGCGGAUGUUUGUCGGACUUCUGAGGAUAAAACAGUGUCGUCGACAGAGAUGACGGGGGGAAGCGGGAAAAAGAAGCGGUCGCGCGCCGCGUUCACGCACCUGCAGGUUUUGGAGCUGGAGAAGAAGUUCAGCCGUCAGCGGUACCUGAGCGCACCUGAGCGCACACACCUGGCGACCGCACUGCACCUCACAGAGACUCAGGUCAAAAUCUGGUUCCAGAACAGGAGAUAUAAAACCAAACGUAGACAGUUAACCACAGAGCAUGGCAAGGACUACUUCCAGAAAUCAGAUGCAGCCGCUAUGGCUGCUACAGAGGAGGACUUUUUCAGAGCAUCACUUUUAGCGACAGUCUAUAAAUCCUCCCCUUACCGGCCUUACGUGUAUGAUUUACACGGACUGAGCAUGUGGAGACCAGCACUGUGAUGAUAAGGACAUUGGACUAUGGGGACCCUCUCGGAUUAUUGUUAAUAAUAUUCUUUAUUUUGGUGAAUUUUUUAUUAAAUAGUGUGUACAGCUUUGUAUUCUAUGUAAUAAAGUAUUUUUUUUUUCAAUCAAA